Molecule: messenger RNA, 2778 nt
Organism: Polychytrium aggregatum
Lineage: Eukaryota; Fungi; Chytridiomycota; Chytridiomycetes; Polychytriales
Exons: 5
Coding region: 75-2588 (837 amino acids)
Source: RefSeq, a predicted model, not a curated record
UCGGUCGCAGCCUCCUCCAACCCUUACCCCUCCCCUAUAGCGCUGUUCCUUCACAGGACCAAAGGCUCGGGCGAAUGGAGAGACCCAACACCAUCCUGAAGAUCACCCCGGCCCGCGGCACCGGCGAUCGGGAGACCGUCGCCGGUGAAGAGUUUGGCAUGCAAAUUCCUCUCAAGAAGGAAAUGACAAGCCAUGGAGAUAACGACGACGACGACGAUGGCAAUCAAGUGGGCGAGGACGAAGACCAAGAUGAAGACAACAACGACAAUGACAACAACGACGACUAUGACGACGACGACGAAGCUGGAAAGCGCAUCGAUGCUGAUCAGCGUGUGAUUGCGCUGCCCAAAUCACCAGCCUCGGAGGAUAUGGCCAUCAACCCGCCCGAGAUGGUGGCCGUCGCCCAGGUUCCAGCACACAUUCCCCUUGGCAGCCAGCUCGGCCAUCCGCUGGGACACCAUUGGACUGCCCAGGCUCUCGAGGCGCUGCCCCCUGCUCCAGCCCCGGCCUCACCCCAGAUCCGUGACGACGACGAGACCGGCUCUAUUUUCAACGGGAUCCCGGCCGCCCAACAGCACGAGCUGGCCUCGCACUCAAACCCAGCCGCGGACCCAGCCGGCGUGCUCCUUUCGAAUACUGGGGGCAGUGAGGUCGAAGGUGAAGGUGAAGGCGAAGGAGAAGGAGAAGGAGACACCGAGGUCGAUGGCGAUAUCAAUGGAGACACCGGAAACGAUGGCCAUGUUUCAAAGCAAAUCGAUAUCACCGUCGAUACCUCGAUCCACCCGCCGCUACAGUCCCCGUCCCUGCGGGUCAACCCAUUCCCCUCGCUACCAGUCCGCCUGAACAUGGUCCACAGCCCAACAUACUGCCUUCGGCCGCCCAUCCCUCGUGCCGACAUCGACUCUGGCUUUGCCGACAAGGCCCACGCAGCUGAGCUCAAAGCCGACCAGCUUCUGCGGGUGGUGCUCCAUCCGUCGGUGUCGCCGCCACUGAUGUCAGCCGUCCAGUUUGAGCGGUGCUUUGAAGAGUUUAUGAACGAUCCGGCCGUUACCUUUGCGCGAUUCCAGGGCGAUGCGUACUACCAGCCCAUCCACCAGCGCAUCGAGCUUGUCUACCUGAUCUAUCAUGUCUUUGACUACGACGACAUUGUCAUCAACCGCAGAUUCAGCUACGAUGGCUAUGAUCCGUCCGUCGUCAAGCUCAAGAUCGACAACAUGCAGAUGGGGCUCAAGGUCUUGGCCGAGCGGCUUCCCAAGAACGCGCUGGAGAUCACCGAGGCUUUCGUUGGUUUCUAUUUCGGCAUCAAGCGGCAGAUCUUCAUCUUCAAAUGGAAGUACCUUUUCCCUGACGACACAGAGGCUCGGGAUCUGGAGCUUGAGCGCAUGUUCACCCACGAGCCCGUCGAGAUCCGGUACCUGGCUCAGCAUCCGCAACGAUCGAUUCAGCUCGACGACUUGAACGAGUGCUUCAAACUUCAGGUCAAAGCCAUGAACAGCGAUGUGCUCCUGCUGUGUCCCCGAAACUACUUUGUGCGCGCCAGUAUCGAGUAUAUCCGUCUAUUCAAGUCCACUCUAGACUCGCGCUAUAUCCCUCGGCUGCUGCAGCAGACUUUUGGCGAAGUCACCAACCGGCAGUACCAAGCCCAAAUGGCCGGAGAAGUUCCGAAAACGCCCGACAACCGGAGUACGCAUCGAAGCAAUCGAUCAAAGCGGCCGAGCCGCCGAUCAAAAAGCUCCGGCGCCAGUAGCCCAAAGAGUAUCUCGCACUCGGACGGCGAUCUGAGCCUGGCCGAUGGACAAGGCACGCCGGUAUCGCCGUCGUCGGGUCACGAGCCAAGCCCAAACCGCAGCGACCAGCUUCUGCUGCCGAUAUCAUCGGCCGACGGUCUCUUUGGGCCGACGCUGUCGUACUCACCCGCCUCGGCCAUCAUGCCGAUCGAUCACAAGCGACUGUCAGAAGUCAGCGUCGACAGCUUGUCACCGUCGCCGAUCGAAACCAAGCGGCAAAAGUACGAAAUAACGCACGAGCGGGGUGAACGGGUGCGCCCGCGCAUCAAAUGGACGGAUGAGGAAACCGACUGUCUCGAGAAGGCAUUGCAGCGACACGGCAACAAGUGGAUCGACAUUCUUCGCGACCACGGGCCUAACGGCAUCAUCGACAACGUCCUUGCCCGGAGGAACAACGUCAACCUCAAGGACCGCGCACGAUCUAUGAAGGAAAAAUGCAUUCGUGAAAACCGAGAUCUGGGCGUCUGGGGCACGUACGGCUGCGGACGGCGUCGGUCUGUCAAGGAGCUGACUCCGCAACUGCACCCGUCCCCGUUCCCACAGCCCCUCGUUGGUGACUUUGGGCAACUUGGGCACGUCAACCAAAGCCAUCUCGUGGCGGCGCAUCUGGUGGAGGCCGGGCAUUUGCUGGAGACGGGUGUCGUCAACCCUGGCGUGAUGGGAAAUGUCGUUGGGGGCAUGGUCGAAGGCAUAGCUGAUGGCGGAGGGGUCGACCAUGAGCUCAUCGCCGAGAGCAGUAUCGGAGGUUCAAACGCCGGAGAGCUCGACCACGAGAUAGAGGAUGCCGACGGCAGCGCGUAAAGUAAAAAGUAAGAAAGAAAAAGAGAAUAUUGUCACAUCAUCGACUUGAAGGGGGUGGGGGCUUUGAUUUUUUGUCCAUAGCGAUAACAGCCUACUUUUGCAAAAAGUAAGAAUGACUGAGAGCGCCGCAGUAAAAAAAAAAAACGUUGUACAUCCUGAUCCUUCUCGAACACGCUCUUUUUGUUGUUUA